AUGUCGUAUUCGAGUGGCCGCCAGGCCGCCUCUCCGAGUCGCUACGAACUCUAUACCUCCCAACAGACCCAACCACCCCCGCUUCAACGAAUGCCCAGUUACGACGCCGGAGACGACGCUGGCUUCUUCAACUCGCCCCGUCUACAAUCCUCGCGGACAAUGGAUUGGGAGACAAGAUAUGGCGGAGGUGUUAAUGGUGAAACACAGGGUGCCGAUGACUGGGAGGACCGGUAUGGAGCAGGGACCUCCCCUCGAACCUCUCACGGCCGGAAUCUAUCGCAGGGCUCGUCUCGAUAUCAGUAUGCGCCAUCCAUCUCGACCUCGCGCCCUUACAAUCCCCAAGAAUUUGCCCUCCCACCGACCCCGUCGCAGUUCGGAUUCAACAACGUAAACUACUCGAGCUCGGGCACGCUCUACACAGGCAGCAAUGCUGGUGGUCACCAGCCGUACAAUCCAGCAGCAUACCAGCCAGGCAGUCUCGCUGGGUAUGGGGGUUCGCAGAAUGUCCAACGCCAGCCUAGUACUAUCGCAUCACCCUACGCACAGACUCCCUCGACUCCGCUAUCCUUCGGGUUCCCUUCUCAGCAAAUACCGCCCCCGCCGCCUCCCCGCGGGCCAGACCAUCCCUAUGGAAGCCGUCCGUCAUAUUCGGCUGGUUCAGCUGAUGGUUUAUAUGGGUCGGGUACUGCAGCGCCAUCGCAACUGGCCUACAGCACAACCUCCGCGUCUCCGGUCUCCAGUAGCACUGCUUAUGCCUCGAGAGAUUCUAUUACUGCGACUAGUCUAGGCUCAAUAUCAUCGCGUUCAUACUCCCGUGGAUCGCAAGGAGCCGGCUACGUACCACAAUCCCCUCGUCGCACCGCACCGACCACCUACAACGAACUACCUCCAGAGCCUCCAGCGCAUUCCACCCCAACCGAUGAUAUAUUUGCAAAACGGCCCAGCUUCUCUCGUCCCGCUUCCGGGCGGUCCCUGCCAACACCGCCAGGACAGCAAUCGCCCCGUCGGACAGAUACCUUGACACGGCAUCCACAGUCCCGUCCUUUGCCCGGUCCCCCAGUGGAGACGGAUCUCGAUGCAGCGCCGGCCCCUCUGGCUGGUACAAGUGGAAUAGGUGGUUUUCAUGCUGGACCAGAAGAGGAGAUGAACUAUGAUGACUUGAUGAAGGAGGUUGAGGCUGCUGUGAUGGACGGGCGGAUUGGCUUGGCGGGACGACAUAAUGCAGGAGAGUCGCGUCCUGGACAUCCACAGCCGAUUGAGGAAGAGGUUGAUGAGACGCUUAUCGCAUCGCCCCAGCAUGCUUCUGAUGACAGGCACGCCAAUGGCAACAUGGCCACGGGAACGGGACAAUACGUGAACUACGAUGCAUACAGUGACGAGAGUGAUGCGGAAGCCGCGGCCGGAUUGGCAAUGUUACAAAUGGCGGAGGAGGAAGAACGAGCGGAGGAGAGUCGCCUACGUGACCGGACACGACGGGAGACGAAUGAUUCGAUAUUCAGUGCGUAUGCAGCUCAUUACUCAGACCGAGCGCCUUCGCCGCAUGACGAUCAUUAUGCGCGCUAUGACGAUGGUAACACGCCCCAAAUGCACUAUGGACAUGACGAGUAUUACGAUGUACCUGAAUAUGUCGAUGAAGCAGACUAUCACGACAGGGUUGCGGCAGGGGUUUCGGGAUCAUAUCGAGAGUCCGAGAUUUCCGCUGAUGAGCAUGGUGAUUACUCUGACGAUUAUGAAUAUCAGUCCAUGCCCAUUGAACCUCGCUACUCGAUCAACCAUGCUCGUGUGGACGCUGGCGGGACUGGCGGCCUUGCAGAGCCUGGUGAUUUUACUCGCCGCAUGAGCUUUGACUAUGGCGAUGAAGGUGAUGUCGCUUUGUCUCAAGGUGCUGAUGUCUAUCGCUCAGGUAGCGAGAGUUCGGAUAGAGGAGACCAUAGGGAAUUCUUCUUCCAUCCUGGAAUGCGGCCACUGCCGCCUGCGCCUGUUGAGCCAAUGGACAACGCCACUGUGGCUCCGCAUCUGAUGCCGGCAGGAACAUACCGUCACCAAGAGCCAAUUGACCCGCCCAGCCGUACGCAGUUAACGCAGGUUUACACCCCAGACUCGUACGAACCGGCGAUGCCCAGCCCGACGCAGGUCCCGCGCUCGACUUCCCUAUCAACCCACCCCAUCGGGCCCCGCACCGAUCCUCCCAUCCGAUCCAAGACCGACGCAGAUCGCAUCAAAUAUAAGCAGCAGCAGGAACUGGUCCGCCAGUCACAGAUUGGCGGUCUCCGCGCCGACGCCUUCUCCCAAGACGCUGACCCCGCGCUACUCGAUCUCCCUACGAUCCCCGCAGCCCGACGCAAGAAGUUCAACCCGGCCAAGUUGUCGUCUGACCAUUUCAAGCGAUGCGCAGAGCCUUGGGCACUUAGUGCAGUUGUUGCGUGGAUUCGGGAGAUGAGCGAGGGUGAGAUGGAUCUGAAGGAACAUGCCAUCGUGGAUGCGUUUGUGGCGCUUUUCACACACAAGGUUCCGACAAUGAACAUUGCUGAUGCGGAGACACUGGCGGCUCGUGUGAUCAAGAACAUGUUAGCGGAGGAGGCGUUGAUUAAGGACGAGGAGUGGGUGAAAUUCGGCAAUGGGACGCUCUCCGGUGUAUUGUUCCAGAUCACAGGAACAGGAUGCUACUCGUCGCGAUUGCACGAGCAGGAGUCCGAAGUGUUUGGCCGUUGUUACUCGCACCACUGCAUGCGGACGCUGAAGAAGGUCAACCUGAAGGCUCAGAUGAUGGAGCCUCAAAAGAAGGUCGAGGACUGGGUGACGUUUUACAAAGUUCCCAAAGAAGUCUGGGAGUCAUAUCCGAAGAAGGAGGUCGACCGCCAGAAUAACCUUCACGAGAUUGUCACCACGGAAGAUGCGUAUAUCGGACAAUUAGAUAUUCUGCGGGAACUGUACCGCGACCAAUUAGCAGCCAUGCAACCAUCCAUCAUUACGCCGAAGCGACUGAAUAAGUUCCUAACCGAUGUUUUUGGACGAGUCGAUAGCGUGAAACGCGCCAACGAGGACUUCCUUCUUGCGCAACUAAAAUACCGGCAGAAAGAACAGGGCCCGUUCAUCGUUGGUUUCAGCGAUAUCUUCCGCGAAUGGAUCCGCAAGGCCAAGGCAACGUACAUCGAGUAUGCGGGGACUUUCCCGUACGCCAAUUUCCUGGUCCGCAGGGAGUCAGAACGGAAUGUGCAUUUCAGACAGUUCCUGAACCAGGCGCGUGAUCAUAAAUCGUCGCAUCGGUUGUCGUGGGAUACGUACCUCAAAGCUCCGAUCACGAGGAUUCAGCGGUAUACGCUGUUGCUCUCGACGAUAUAUAAGAAUACAGUUAAGGAUUCGGAGGAGAAGUCGAAUCUUGCGCAGGCUAUGGAGGAGAUUAAGCAAGUUGCACUGGAGUGUGAUAACAAGGUCGGGGAAAUGAGCAAGAAGGUUGAUCUUGUUGAGCUGUCCACCAAGCUACAACUCAGACCAGAGAUGAAGAAAGAGGUAGAAUUGAACCUCGAACACCUAGGUCGCGAAAUUAUCUUCCGGGGUGACCUGCAGCGACCAGGAACGAGAACCCGAUUCCUCGUCGAUACGCAUGCCAUUCUGUUCGACCAUUAUUUUGUCUUGGCGAAGAGCGUCACGGCCCGUGAUUCAUCUAGGACAGCCAAGUUCGAGUAUUUCGAUAUCUCUAAGCUGCCUAUUCCAAUGGACCUGCUUGUUCUCGAAAGUACCAAUGACGAUCCAGUCGUGAAGUCGUCUGUUCGUGGCGUUUCGACAGUCACUCCUCCACAUGCUGCGCGCUCGGGUGCAAUGGGACCGAAUCCUUUAGCACAUACCAACAGCACGAAUUCCCUCGUCCCGAGUACAGUCCUUGAAAGUCCAAAGGACGACAAGAUUCUCUACCCUUUUAAGAUAAAGCACCUUGGUAAGAACGGGGCGUACACGCUGUACGCCUUUUCCGCGCAAAGCCGCGCAGAAUGGUGCGAGAUGAUCACCGAAGCGAAAACGAAACAUGCUGCUGCGCUGUAUGCCCAGAAUGCAGAGCCGUUCCGGCUGCGCGUGUUGGCGGAUACUGCAUUCGCGAACUCUGACCAUCACGGGGGAUCGAAGAGUGUGACUAUCGAGGGCACACCGCUGGACCGCGCGAUCAAAUCCGUGGAGGAGAAAUAUGCUGGUCCUGGACCUAGGCCGCUGCCGAUUUGCAAAACCAAUGUCAACUGUGCUACUGUCUUCCAGCAACCGCCCGGACGGAUGAUGUGUGCUAUUGGAACGGACAAUGGGGUUUACGUAUCGGAGUAUAAUGAUCCCCGUGGUUGGGUUAGGGCCAUCCCCAUCGGGCGAGUCACUCAAAUCGCCGUAUUCGAAGAAUUCAACGCCUUCCUCGUUAUCUCCGACCGCUCCCUAGUAGCCUACCACCUCGAUGUCGUCUGCCCCUCAUCCGGCAUCUCCCAACCUUCCAGCGAAUCCGCCCGCCGCGCCCCCCAGAAACUCUCUGGCCGCGAAGUCGGCUUCUUUGCCGCGGGCCGCAUGAAAGACCGCCUGCUAAUCAUGUACAAGAAACGCGACGGUCUCUCCUCCACCUUCAAAGUCCUCGAGCCCGUCCUCCAGAAAUCAUCCUCCUCUAAACACCGCUUCUUCACGCACAUCCACACCCGCCGCUCACAGACGGAGUUCUUCCGCGAAUACGACGAGUUCUAUAUCCCCACCGAGUCUUACGCUAUCAACAUGUUCCACUCCUCCCUCGCCAUCUCGACACAGCGCGGUAUCGAAAUCUUAACCAUUGACAAGAAGCAAACCUGGUCCGUGCCAGACUUCCACUCCGAACAACCAGAUACACAGGCCUAUCUCUCCUCCAUCGCACAACGCAUCAGUAACCUCCGCCCACUCGGCAUGUUCCGUCUCUCGGACUCCGAGUUCCUAGUCGCAUACAACGAAUGCGCGGUCUACGUCAACAAACACGGCGACGUGAGUAGAAGCGUCGUUAUGGAAUUUGUCGGUCGCGCACAUACAGCAUGCCUCUACGGUAAAUUUCUAAUUCUCUUCAACGAGGAUUUUGUUGAAGUUCGUAACGCAAUGAACGGCCGUCUCCGGCAAGUGAUCCCAGGCCACAACGUCGUCUGCCUUGACGACGGUAGUUCAUUGCCAGGGUCCGGACAGGGAAUGGGGAUGGGAAUUCCGGCUGCAGGACUGGGUAGUGGGUUGAUGAUUGGUGCAUCGGGAGCAAUGAUGGGUCAUACGGUUAAGAUAUGCAUGCAGCAUCCUGAGUAUGAGAGGGGGCAGCUUGUGUUAGAGUUGGUGGAGAAUGAAGGACAGAAGGAUUAA
Aspergillus ruber CBS 135680 is the source of this 5331-nucleotide messenger RNA. RefSeq names its product putative Rho guanyl nucleotide exchange factor. The transcript has 2 exons. Lineage: Eukaryota; Fungi; Ascomycota; Eurotiomycetes; Eurotiales; Aspergillaceae. The record is from RefSeq and is a predicted model, not a curated record. The coding region runs from base 1 to 5331 and encodes 1776 amino acids. Gene Ontology annotation, molecular function: guanyl-nucleotide exchange factor activity.